AUGGCUUCGUUCAUCACCACCAUGUCUGUCCCCGCUACCCCUCCCGUUACCCAUUCCCCUUCCCCUGGGGAGCCUACCUCUCGCUCCCCGCAAUCCCACUUCCCUUCUAUUAUCAGCCCUUCCGCCCUGUAUCAGACUACUCGCACUUCUCAUCUUCCCCUCUCGGAGCCUCCAUCUUAUCUAUCGCCGGCGGUGCGCGCACUCAAACAGGGCUGCUUUGGACUAACACCUCCCAGCAAUGCACGCACACGCGCCCCCUUCAAGCCCCGCUCGGCCGCCAAGGGCACGAGCAGUUAUCAGCUACGACAAUUCGCUGAAGCUACACUUGGAAGUGGUAGCUUGCGCAAGGCUGUGAAGCUUCCCGAAGGCGAAGAUCAGAAUGAAUGGCUGGCCGUCAACAUUGUCGACUUCUACAACCAGAUCAACCUUCUCUACGGCUCAAUAACCGAGUUCUGCUCACCGCAGACAUGUCCCGAGAUGAAGGCUACAGAUGAGUUCGAGUACCUCUGGCAAGACUCGGAGAGUUUCAAGCGGCCAACCAAGAUGUCUGCCCCGGAAUAUAUUGAACACUUGAUGGCUUGGGUUCAGAGCAAUGUCGACAAUGAGCAAAUGUUCCCUAGCCGGAUCGGUGUUCCAUUCCCCAAGACCUUCCCCAGUCUUCUCCGCCAGAUCUUCAAGCGUCUAUACCGUGUCUACGCCCACAUCUACUGCCACCAUUACCCAGUGGUAGUGCACCUCGGCCUCGAGCCUCACCUGAAUACCAGCUUCAAGCACUAUGUCCUGUUCAUUGACGAGCACAAGCUUGCUAGCGGAAAGGACUUCUGGGGACCGCUGGGUGAUCUGGUGGAUAUCAGGGAUACUGACUAG
Messenger RNA from Penicillium expansum, 867 nucleotides. RefSeq names its product Mob1/phocein family protein. The record is from RefSeq and is a predicted model, not a curated record. Gene Ontology annotation, biological process: positive regulation of protein phosphorylation; signal transduction; cell division. The coding region runs from base 1 to 867 and encodes 288 amino acids. The transcript is spliced from 5 exons. Gene Ontology annotation, cellular component: cytoplasm; nucleus. NCBI's taxonomy places the organism in Eukaryota, Fungi, Ascomycota, Eurotiomycetes, Eurotiales, Aspergillaceae. Gene Ontology annotation, molecular function: protein kinase activator activity.